GAAUACGUGCUAGAAGACGAGAUGAUAGGAUAUGUGAUAAUGCUUCUCCCCUUCACUGUGCCCGGCACUUAGUCGAUCUUCUGAGUUGAUUCCGACGGUCUUCCGGCACUCUCAGUGAGCAUUUUGUAAACCUCAAAGCUUUAAUUCUACUUCUUCCGUCGGUGCGAUUCAUCGUAUUCUCUGGUUUCACUUCAGCUUGAAUCGGGUUCUCUUCUUCUCCUAAAAGUUACAGCUGCAUCGAAUUGAAUGGAUGUUGGGUGUCUGCAUCCUCAGUUCAUCAGGACUUCAGGUUUACAAUGUAGAGGGAGAAAUGUAUAUCCAGUGGUUGAUUUUCUAAAACAAAGCAAGCAGCAAGGACUCAGUUCACAUGACUCUUUGAAGAACAGUUGCAGGAGCCUUAAUCUUCAAUUGAACAUUAGAAGUUCGCCAAAAUGCAUUACUCAUGUCCGACCUUUGGUGAUUGAGUGCGAUCACCCUCAGAAUGCAGAUUUGCCUCGUUACUAUUCGAAAAAGGAGAAGAAACCAUUUCCAAUACCUAUAGUGGAGUUACGACGAGCUGCUAGAGAGAGGUUGAAAAAUAGGAAUGGCGAACAAAGAGGGGUUCCUCCGCCAAAAAGAGGAUUGGUGGUUCAAAGACUAAUCCCUCUUGCAUACAGGGUAUUGAACGAGAGAAUAAAGCUAAUAAACAAUCUCAGGAAGCUCUUGAAAGUGAUGCCUGUCAAUGCCUGCAAGUGGUGUAAUGAAAUUCAUGUUGGCCCUAUAGGGCAUCCUUUCAAGUCAUGCAGAGGACCACGAGCUUCAAUACGUAAAGGGGCUCAUGAAUGGGGCGCAGCAGUUGUCGAAGACAUACUUGUACCAGUAGAUGCCUACCACUUAUAUGAUCGUCUUGGGAGACGUAUUAAUCAUGAUGAGAGAUUUUCCAUCCCAAGAAUCCCAGCAGUUGUUGAGCUCUGCAUUCAAGCAGGAGUCGACCUGCCUGAAUAUCCUACAAAAAGGAGAAGAAAACCCGUCAUACGCAUUGGGAAAAAGGAGUUUGUUGAUGCUGAUGAAAGUGAACUACCAGAUCCUGAUCCUGACACCCCCAAGCCAGAAAUAUUAACUGAAACACUCGAUUCUGAAAUAGUACCACCUUCCGGCAAAGAAGACAUAGCAUUGCUUGCUGAGGAGACACUACAAGCAUGGGAUGAAAUGAGGAGUGGAGCCAAGAGGCUGAUGAAAUUGUAUCCCGUGAGGGCCUGUGGGUAUUGCCCUGAAGUCCAUGUCGGCCCAAGUGGACAUAAAGCACAGAACUGUGGAGCUCAUAAGCACCAGCAACGAAAUGGGCAGCAUGGAUGGCAGGCAGCCAUUCUUGAUGACUUAAUCCCACCCAGAUAUGUGUGGCAUGUACCUGAUGUUACCAAGCCAUUGAAUAGGGAGCUCAGGAACUUCUAUGGUCAGGCCCCUGCUGUCGUAGAAUUGUGUGUGCAGGCAGGUGCUGAAGUUCCAGAGCAAUACAAGCCAACUAUGAGGUUGGAUGUGGGAAUUCCGACAGAUGUUAGAGAAGCAGAAAUGGUUGUUUGAGCAGCCUUUUCCUUGAUCUUUACUCCUUCAUAUCAGGCAAGUUUACAUGAGAUACAAGACUUCGCAUCUGCGGAAUAUCUGAAAACAUGUCGAUAAAAGUUGUGUGGAGGGCAAUAUUGUGUUGAAUAUCACAAUGAAUAGGGAAUCAAGCAAUGCUGCAAAAAUAUAUAUAUAAAGAAGAUAGUGCAUAUAUUACAUAGAUAUAUGAAUCAACAGUGGAAGUGCAAAUUCUGUCACACAAUACAAAAACAAAUAAUAGAUGUAACAUGACUUGAAAAUAACUAGAAGAUUGCUAGAGAAUUGUAAAAACUUCAUAUUUAAUCAUGCUGAACACACUCCAAAGAAUUCAAGUCCCAGAGAUCAAAUUCUUGCCGACUCGUGCAAAUCAUGGAGAUUUGGGCACUUCUGGCAAAGUAGGUUUAGGCAACUCUGGGAUCUUAGGGAGUUCAGGCACUUUAGGAACUUCAGGCUUUGGCAGUUCUGGCAAUUUGGGAACUUCAGGUUUUGGUAGUUCUGGCAACUCUGGGAUUUUGGGUUUCGGCAGCUCUGGAAUCUCAGGUUUCGGCAGUACUGGAAUCUCAGGUUUCGGCAGCUCUGGGAUUUUGGGUUUUGGAAGUUCUGGAAUCUCAGGUUUUGGUAAUGUUGGAACCUCAGGUUUUGGCAAUUCAGGGAUCUCGGGUUUUGGCAAUGUUGGAACCUCUGGCUUGGGCUGCUCAGUCUUUUCCAGUGCCGGCAUCUCUGUCUUGGGCAAAUGUGGGAUCUCAGGUUUUGGCAAUUCCGGGAUUUCAGGUUUUGGCAGUGUCGGAAGCACAGGCUUAGGCAACUCUGGAAGCACAGGCUUAGGCAACUCUGGAAUAACAGGUUUCGGCAAUGUUGGUAUCUCAGGCUUGGGCAGCACCGGAAUCUCAGGUUUCGGCAAUAUUGGUAGCUCAGGCUUCGGUAAAGUUGGAAAAUGGGGGACAGGUAAUUCAGGUUUCGGAAUCUCAGGCAAACCUGACUCCAGCAGCAGACGAGCACCCUCUGCUCGGUACCAAUUUCCUCCUAUGCCAAGAAGCAGCACGAUGAAAAGGGAACUAUAGCUUUCAAAUGCCAUUGUUCACUGCUACUAAACUGAGGUAUGCAAUUUUCUUCAAUAAAAAAACAAUGUGUUUGCUUUUUCUCGAUGCUUUGAUUGUUUACGGCGCUGUGGGUUUUAUAGAGGCGAGACGAUGAGAACCAGUCUUCAGGGUGUUGUGCAUUGGUUGUUGAUAGGGAUAAUGAGUUAGUUCAACCCCCUUAUGGCCAUUCUUCCAACUAUGCAUCGACUCACUAAUUAUUAUUAUUAUCAUUAUUUGUUGUACAUCUUGAAA
Molecule: messenger RNA, 2909 nt
Organism: Andrographis paniculata
Lineage: Eukaryota; Viridiplantae; Streptophyta; Magnoliopsida; Lamiales; Acanthaceae
Product: APO protein 2, chloroplastic
Exons: 5
Coding region: 247-1560 (437 amino acids)
Molecular function (GO): RNA binding
Source: RefSeq, a predicted model, not a curated record